This is a messenger RNA of Hippocampus zosterae (dwarf seahorse), 3347 nucleotides long. RefSeq names its product signal peptide peptidase-like 2 (gene sppl2b). Gene Ontology annotation, cellular component: lysosomal membrane; Golgi-associated vesicle membrane; lumenal side of endoplasmic reticulum membrane. Gene Ontology annotation, biological process: membrane protein proteolysis. Gene Ontology annotation, molecular function: aspartic endopeptidase activity, intramembrane cleaving. The transcript has 15 exons. NCBI's taxonomy places the organism in Eukaryota, Metazoa, Chordata, Actinopteri, Syngnathiformes, Syngnathidae. The record is from RefSeq and is a predicted model, not a curated record. Bases 72 to 1757 code for a protein of 561 amino acids.
GGGGCGUCAUUCAAUGGGCGUGUCUUCGGGACAGCUGGCGGUAGGGUGUUCACUUCCCUGCUUUCCGUUGGAUGGUGGUCAGAACAACAACAUUGCUGCCCGGCCUCACCAUGACGGUCCCCGGCCUCGGAACAAUGAUCUGGGCCGCUCUUUUAGCCAUCCACCAGGCGGCAGCGGAGCACGGCAUGGCUCAUUUCAGCGAUGACAACAAAGGGAAGGACUACUGCAUCUUCUUUAACUCGCAAUGGGCACGUCUGCCUCAGGACCUCAACAAGGCGUCGCGUCUCCAGAUCCACGACCUGACCGCAUCGGUCUUGUGCUCGCCCGCCGACGUCCCGGAGGGCGGCUUCCCCAACCGCAUCGCCAUGGUGAUGAGGGGUAACUGCACCUUCUACGAGAAGGUCCGCCUGGCACAGAUGAACGGCGCCAAGGGCCUGCUCAUUGUCAGCAAGGACAGACUGACGCCACCAGCGGGAAACAAGAGCCAGUACGAGGAGAUUGACAUCCCCGUCGCGCUGCUCAGCUACUCUGACAUGCUGGAGAUAAGCAAGAUGUUUGCCAAAGGCAGACUGGUGGCCAUGUACGCUCCCAAAGAGCCGGUGCUGGACUACAACAUGGUCAUCAUCUUCCUCAUGGCUGUGGGAACCGUCGCCGUCGGUGGCCACUGGGCCGGCAGCAAAGACCGUAAGAAGCGCUACAUGAAGCACAAGCGUGACGAUGGGGCGGACAAGCAGGACGAGGAGACGCUGGAUGUGACUCCCAUCAUGAUCUGCGUCUUUGUGGUCAUGUGCUGCAGCAUGCUGGUGCUGCUCUACUUCUUCUACGACAGCCUGGCAAUUUGGGUGAUAGCCAUUUUCUGCCUGGCGUCAUCCGUGGGGCUCUACAGCUGCUUGUGGCCCUUUGUGCGCCGCUUUCCUUUCUGCAAGUGCAGAAUUCCGGAGAACAACCUUCCCUACUUGCACAAGCGUCCUCAGGUGCGCGCCCUGCUGCUGUCUGCACUCUGCGUGGGCGUCAGCAUCACCUGGAUGGUGUUUCGCAAUGAGGAUCAGUGGGCGUGGGUGCUGCAGGACACCCUGGGUAUCGCCUUCUGCCUCUACAUGCUCAAGACUGUCAGACUGCCCACAUUUAAGGCUUGCACUUUACUACUGACGGUGCUCUUUGUCUACGACGUCUUUUUCGUGUUCAUCACGCCCUUCUUCACAAAGAGCGGCGAGAGCAUCAUGGUGGAGGUGGCCGCGGGCCCUUCCGACUCAGCCACGCACGAAAAGCUUCCGAUGGUGCUCAAGGUGCCGCGCUUGAACUCCUCACCCCUGGCCCUCUGCGAUCGUCCCUUCUCCCUGCUGGGCUUUGGCGACAUCCUGGUGCCAGGCUUGCUGGUGGUGUACUGCCACCGCUUUGACAUUUUGACUCAGUCCUCCAGGAUCUACUUUGUGGCCUGUACGAUUGCGUACGGCGUGGGCCUGAUGAUCACUUUCGUGGCGCUGGCCCUGAUGCAGAUGGGCCAGCCAGCCUUGCUCUACCUGGUGCCUUGCACUCUGCUCACCAGCCUGGCGGUGGCGCUGUGGCGAAGGGAGCUGUCUCAGUUCUGGACCGGCAGCGGAUUUGUGCCUGCCGUAGCGCUCGCUCCCAUCAAGUGUACACAAACGGCGGGGAUGCAAGCCGAGGGGUCAGCGGGCGCCGACGCAGCCGAUCACGGCCAAGACCCCGGUCCGCCACAGGACAUGCCCCUGGCUGAAAACGAGGAAAAGCUCAACUAAUAGCGCAUGUGUCCGUCUUGAGUUUAUUUUCCGUAUCGUGUUGCGACACACGUGGACGUUAAAAAGGACAAAGAGGCGCCGCAAUGUGUGUUGAUACCUCACUUUUUAAAGGGAAUGAGAGCUGGGAGGGAAUACGUUUGCCCGACACCACAGCAUUAGCUUACAUGUAUCAUUGCUGUCCAACAAAAAGCGUGGAUCUCCACAUCUGAAUUACAUUCAAUAUCCACAAAAGAUUUGAGAUGUUUUUAGAUUUUUAAAAAAAGACAUUGUCAAUAUUUCAGGGAAAAACAAAGUCCAAUAAAAAACAUGGCUCUUUAAAUUUUAAAUUAAAAACAAUGACUGCCCUAUAUAUAAACAACAAACCUGCAACAAUUUGUGCUUCUCUCUCUUCAUCUGGAAUUCCAUUUUUUUUAGUGCUGCUUUUUAUAUCAAAAAAUUAAAUCCCUUCCCUCCCUUUCAUGUUUAAAAAUAAUAAUUUUCUGUCAAGACAAAAGUUCAAGUAAAAAUGAGGGAAAUGUGUAGAUGUUGCUUUAAGUUGAUCAGCUAUGGUGCCAUUCAUGCGUCUUGUGACACAAGUGUGAGUUGGUGUGAUCACGGUUGUUGACUGAGCCAAACUUUUUUUUUUUAAUUUAAAAUUCCUUUUUUUGCUAUGUAUUCUUUUUUGUUUUGUUUUGCAUGCGGUGGUGUGGAUUCUCUACCUAGUAUUACAAAUGAAUUAUAACCUAUAGUGCAGACAUGAUAUAUUGAGUGCAGCAAACGUUUUUUAAAAGUAAAUAAAUAAAAAUGUAGCACUUUGGAUCCCUACAGGAGUCAUUCAAGUUACAAGAGAUCAAGUUAGAUUGUGUGGGCGGCCCGGUAGGCCAGUGGUUAGCACGUCGGCUUCACAGUGCAGAGGUACCGGGUUCAAUUCCUGUGUGGAGUUUGCAUGUUCUCCCCGGGCCUGCGUGGGUUUUCUCCGGGUGCUCCAGUUUCCUCCCACAUUCCAAAAACAUGCAUGGCAGGCUGAUUGGACGCUCUAAAUUGUCCCUAGGUGUGAGCGUGGGCGUGGAUGGUUGUUGGUCUUUGUGUGGCCUGCGAUUGGCUGGCAACUGAUUCAGGGUGUCCCCCACCUACUGCGCGAAGACGGCUGGGAUAGGCUCCGACACCCCCCGCGACCCUAGUGAGGAUCAAGCGGCUCGGAAAAUGGAUGGAUGAAGUUAGGUUGUAUGAAACAUUUGCACAACUCAUUCUAUCCAAGAUCAUUUCUGUGUUUUUAAUGUACAUAUUCUGGAUGUAUAUAUCAUGUGCUAUACUAUGCAGGAGCAGGGGGGGUCACCAACUCUGGUCCCCCAUUCCACAUCCCAUAGAUAUCUCCUAAAAUCCAGCACACCCGAUUCAAAUCAAUCGGGUAUCUUUGAGGAGGGAGACCUGUAAAACAUACUGGAUCGAGGCCCUCGAGGACCAAAGUUGGUGACCCCCCCCUGACUGUAAUAGGUUUUAAGACCGAUGUACUCCUUUCAAUUGUGUUCAGUGCCUCCAUUGAGGACAACAUAGAAUGAAACGUUGACUUUUGCGGUUGAAUAAAUAAACGCUAAAGGCUUUUUGUGGAAA